Messenger RNA from Drosophila guanche, 712 nucleotides. It is a transcript of the gene Hsp67Bc, whose product is annotated as heat shock protein 67B3. Bases 108 to 698 code for a protein of 196 amino acids. Lineage: Eukaryota; Metazoa; Arthropoda; Insecta; Diptera; Drosophilidae. Gene Ontology annotation, molecular function: protein folding chaperone. The record is from RefSeq and is a predicted model, not a curated record. The transcript has 2 exons. Gene Ontology annotation, biological process: response to heat; protein refolding.
CACAGCCCGCUUGUAAACCAACCCUCCACAGUCCCAGGAAAAACAGGUCGUCGGUUCAGUGAACUUCCGCCAGAUACAGAAUCGAAAUUUAGAAAAACUUAGAGAAAAUGACAGAUAUUCCUUUUAUCUUGAACCUGGACUCACCAGACUCCAUGUACUAUGGCCACGACAUGUUUCCCAAUCGCAUGUACCGCCGCGCGCACUCUCGACAGCACCACGAGCUGGAUCUUCACACGCUGGGACUGAUUGCCCGGAUGGGUGCACAUGCUCAUCAUCUGGUGGCCAAGAAGCGCAGCGGAGAGCUGGCCGCUCUGGGCGGCAUUCGUUCUGGGGACAAGAAGGGCAACUUUGAGGUGAAUCUGGAUGUGGGUCUCUUCCAGCCCGGUGAGCUGACCGUCAAGCUGGUCAACGACUGCAUCGUGGUGGAGGGCAAGCAUGAGGAGCGCGAGGAUGAUCACGGACAUGUGUCACGCCACUUUGUGAGGCGCUAUCCGCUGCCCAAGGAGUACAACGCGGAUGCAGUGGCCUCCACUUUAACUGAGGACGGCGUCCUCACCAUAACUGUGCCGCCUCUGGUGUCCCAGGAUGAACCAAAGGAGCGUGUCAUAACCAUCAAGCACGUGGGCCCGUCCGAUCUCUUCCAGAAUGGAAAUGGCCACAAGGAGCAAUCAGCUUCGCCUCCCUCCGAGGCCAAGUAAACAGCUCAGCCUAA